Arachis ipaensis is the source of this 2301-nucleotide messenger RNA. Lineage: Eukaryota; Viridiplantae; Streptophyta; Magnoliopsida; Fabales; Fabaceae. The record is from RefSeq and is a predicted model, not a curated record.
AUGAAGAAGCCACACUCGCAGCAACAUAACAACCACCAAUCGCAAGCGAAAACGCUCUUCGAGCUGAAGCAAAAGGUAGUUACAGCUCUCAACAAACUUUCCGACCGCGACACGCACCAGAUCGGCGUCGAGGAGCUCGACAGGACUGCGCGCUCGCUAACCGCCGAUUCCGUCUCGCCGUUCCUCUCCUGCCUCCUCGACACCGAUUCCGACCAGAAGGCCUCCAUACGGAAAGAAUGCGUCCGCCUUAUGGCCACCGUCGCCGCCGUCCACGGCGACCUCGUUCUCCCGUACCUUCCGAAGAUGGUGUCCAGCAUCGUGAGGCGGUUGAGGGAUGCGGAUUCGGUGGUUAGGGACACGUGCGUGGACGCGGUUGGGGUUUUGGCGUCCAAGAUUGUUAAUGGCUGCGGCGGAGACAGGGCGUUUGUGGCAGUGGUGAGGCCGAUAUUCGAGGCGUUAGGGGAGCAAAACAAGAACGUGCAGAGCGGGUCGGCGAUGUGCCUGGCGAGGAUUGUGGAUAUUACUAGUGACUCGGCUGAUCUUAGUAGUACAACCGAAUCUGGACAGAGAGAUCUCAAGGCCCAAAAGGUUAACACAAAAUCAACAAUGGGAAGAGUUCCUCUGUCUGCUAGAAAGGGAGGUCAAAAUUAUGCCGGAAAUAAUCAGCAUCUCAAAGACGAUUGGCAUGUUGAAAUUGCAGUUCCUAGAACUCAUUCUAUAGUGGAAUUCCAUAGCUUGAAUGAAGAUUCUGAGAGUAGUUCUGUCACCAAGCCAUUAGAAACAAUUAGUGUAGAAGUUACAAGCAUGCGCGACAUUGGUUAUGAAUAUGUUCCUAUGGAUGACAAGCAGGAGUGCUCUUCUGUCUCUAAUCUUACCAAUGAUAACUUUGAGACCAAGUUUUUAGCUGCUUCUCAUGAAUGCUUUAUAAAGAAUGGAUUUCAGAAGCCACUUGCAAGUGAACAGUUUGGUGAAGAAGGAAGUUGUAAUGAACAAAUGUACUCCAUAAAGUCUCAGAAUCCUAGAAGUUCCGGUUCUACAAUAACAGAGCAAAAUCCCCAUGCUCCACAUGAAUGUUGCUGUGUUCAACUUGCAAAUGAUAUGAUCUGUAUUCAGAAUCAGCUUUCGGAUAUGGAAAUCAAACAGGCAAACAUGAUGCAUCAGUUACAGAUGUUUACAACUGGCAUAAUGGAUGCCCUUUCUACAAUCCAAUCAAAAAUGGUAGGCUUAGAAAACGUAAUUGAUAGAUUAACUCAAGAAUCCGUACAAGGAGGAAGACAUUCUUAUUCAGAAAACUCCAAAUUUUUUAGGCCGAGUCAAAAUACAGCUUCUCCUAGGUUCUCCACAUGCACUCCAAGGCCAUCUGUAGAUAUUAAUGGUAAGCCGUCUGGCUUGUCAUCAAAUAAAAAAUCCGAAAGUUGGGAGAAGAAAACAUUUUCAAGGAGCCAACCAAGGAACUUUGCUGGAGAUACCGCAGAUUCAUGGAAAAGCUACAAGCCAAAGAAUGCAAGGAAUUUUACAGAGAAGGAUAUGUUGAACAGUUCUGCGAAUGAUACACGCAGCAUGAUUUCUACUCAAGUGAGAAAGAAUGAUGAUAUCUUUUCCUGUGCUACCAGAGCCAAACCCAGAAUUGGUUGUCGUGUGAGUAAUACCAACUACUGGAAAUGUGUGAAACGGCUUGUGAGUGAAGGGGAUCUAAACUCUGCAUACAUGGAAUCUCUAUGCUCUGGUGAUGAACUUAUACUUGUUGAGCUUCUGAAUAAAACCGGUCCGGUCAUAGAGAGUUUAUCAGUGAAGACAGUCAACGUUCUUAUUAGUACUUUAGCAUCAUAUAUUCUUGAAGGAAGAUUCUUUAAUACGAUAAUCCCCUGGUUGCAGCAGAUUGUUGAAAUGAGCACCAUCCAUGGACCAAAUUGCAUUGCUCUCUCCAUUGAAGUCAAGGAACAGCUUCUAUCUGCAGUUCAGGAAGCUGGGGACUUGAAUAUUAUCAGUCACGCAGAAAGAAGGUGUGCCACUGAGUUAGCAAUGAAGUUGCAUCAUAUAUGGGGUAAGAUUAAUGAAACUUCAUAAUCUUUGUAUAUUUGAGGGGAAAAAUGUUCAUGCCAUUUUCUUUAUCUAGUGUUGGGUUUAGUCAAUGGUUCGUUGCUAGUCAUUCUGAAAUUAAGUAACUUCGGAAGUUUGUUCAUGAUGUUUGAUAGCAAUGUAUAUUGCAAAGAUUGUGUUUUCUUUGUUUCAGCAAUAUGCAUCUUUGGCUACCUAUGUCAAGAUAUUGAUUGUGAAUCAUGUUUCAUUUCACUUUUUAAA